This is a messenger RNA of Gavialis gangeticus (Gharial), 1512 nucleotides long. It is a transcript of the gene KCNIP4, whose product is annotated as potassium voltage-gated channel interacting protein 4. Gene Ontology annotation, molecular function: calcium ion binding; potassium channel regulator activity. Gene Ontology annotation, cellular component: voltage-gated potassium channel complex. Gene Ontology annotation, biological process: regulation of potassium ion transmembrane transport. The coding region runs from base 352 to 1053 and encodes 233 amino acids. NCBI's taxonomy places the organism in Eukaryota, Metazoa, Chordata, Crocodylia, Gavialidae. The record is from RefSeq and is a predicted model, not a curated record. The transcript has 8 exons.
GUUUCUUUGAACUGACACAGCAAAGUCUCGAGUUCUGAAACAGAUGUUCUUCCAUCAGCUCUGAAGUAACACUACUUGCCGGAUACAAUGUCAUAUCAAGGGGUUAGUGGUCCACCUCAGCGUUCUAAGAGGACUCACUGCUAAUGAAAGCAAAUGCUUAGAGAAGCAUGAGAUGCAGGGCUUUAGCUAAUAUUGUGUAUCGACUAGGGUGGUCAGUUAAUUUCUACAGCGCAACACAACGUUGCUUUUCACCAUUACAACUUUCUUCAAAACACAAUAUUGGUAAAAUCCUCUACUUUCCCUCUGAUUGCAAAGUGGUUUGAAGACUGGAAUGAUUUGCUUGUUUGAAGAAUGUUGACUUUAGAGUGGGAGUCAGAGGGACUGCAAACAGUGGGUAUUGUUGUGAUUAUAUUUGCAUCUCUGAAGCUGCUUCAUUUGCUGGGACUGAUUGAUUUUUCAGAAGACACUGUAGAAGAUGAAAUGGAAAUGGCCAGUGUGCGGCAUCGGCCUGAGGCUCUUGAACAGUUGGAAGCACAAAGCAAAUUCACAAAGAAGGAACUUCAGAUCCUCUACAGAGGUUUCAAGAACGAAUGUCCCAGUGGGAUUGUUAAUGAAGAGACCUUCAAAGAGAUUUACUCUCAGUUUUUUCCACAGGGAGAUUCCACAACUUAUGCACAUUUUCUGUUUAAUGCAUUUGACACUGAUCACAAUGGAUCUGUGAGUUUUGAGGAUUUUAUUAGGGGUCUCUCUAUUUUACUCAGAGGCACAGUACAAGAAAAGCUCAACUGGGCUUUUAAUUUAUAUGACAUAAAUAAGGAUGGCUAUAUAACCAAGGAGGAAAUGCUUGAUAUUAUGAAAGCUAUAUAUGAUAUGAUGGGAAAAUGUACUUAUCCUGUUGUCAAAGAGGAUGCACCUAGACAACAUGUGGAAACAUUUUUCCAGAAAAUGGACAAGAAUAAGGAUGGAGUAGUUACCAUAGAUGAAUUCAUUGAAAGCUGCCAAAAAGAUGAAAACAUAAUGCGUUCCAUGCAGCUCUUUGAAAAUGUGAUAUAACGUGGCUAGCACUGCAAUUAAUGGACAAAUGUGAACUAUUCUGCAACAUUUCCUAAAGCUGGAUUUGUCACUUUUACCAUAAAUAAGAUUGCUCAGCUUUACACCAAGACAUGCAUUAUGCAAAUAAGUCUUGUGUUAUUAUAAAGCUUCCCCCAAAAGGAUUUUCCAAUGUUUGUCCUUUUAAGAUUGUGCAUUUAGAUAAUGGGAGACUCAAAGUCAGGUUUUGCUCCACAACCUCUGAAAACAGGACCUGACAUUUACCACCAUUCCAACGCCUGUUUUAUCUAGCUAAUACAAGAGAUAAAAUUGUUGUUUUGUUAUUUGUUUUUAUUGAAUUCAACUCUAAGAUUUUAAAUGUCUGUCUUAAAUGUCAGCUAUUUAAUUUAUACAGAAAAAAUACCAAGCAUUUCCCUUUCAUAUUUUUAUGUUGUUAAUAAUCCUCAUUUUUACACAAUACUU